UUCGUGCUACCCCUCUGUGUUUAGAGCAGUGAAACACCUGGUCACACCUGCCAGGUAACUUCUGUCUUCGCCUCAGAAACAAACAGAAACUCAGCUUCUCCCCCCCCCCACUCCGAUGUCCGGAGCGUUCCACUCGCUGAAACGCACAGGGAAAUCAACAAAUAUGACUCUCAGCAGCUGGGAGACGUCCUGCUAACAGUCCAGACGGAGAUCCACUGAAAAACAGGAUUUAAAAAGUUUAACGAGAUGUCCGGCCUCGGUGGUUUGAUCUCAGAGUCGAUAGCGGACGGGGCAUUUCCCCCUCAUGGUUCAACUGUGGAGCCCCAAGUUGAUGGAGGUGUAAAUCCACCAUACGAGGAUAGGAAGAAGAAGACAAAUGAAGAGGAGGAAGAAGAAGAUGAGGUGUUAAAGAAGGGGGAAGAUCAUGGAGACGAGGAAGAGGAGGAGGCGAUCAGCUCUGCUCUUCUGGAGCCGAGCACUCUGCCGUGGCCCGGGGACAAAGACAGGAGGCCUCAGACGGACAACAGCGAUGGAGCCUGGUCAGAGAGAGGAGGGUCAAAGCCUGAGGAGAGGGACACUGGGUUCAGCGCAGGAAGUCAGGACAUGUCGGAGAAGCAGAGCGAGGCCGAGGGCGGCAGGAAGGCCAAAGCCAAGUGGAGGGAGAGCAUGCCCGAGGGGGACAGGUGGAGGGACGACGAGGUGGAGCCGCGGCGGGACGGGGACGGCUCCCAGGCUGACGAUGAGUAUGAUGAUGAGGAGGAGGAGGAGGGAGGAGGAGGAGGAGGAGGAGGAGGAGGAGAGUCACACUGGAUGUCAGAGAAAGCUGCUCUGGGCUUCACUCCACAAGUCACCAUCGUGCAUCCGUCCGGCAGAAGUCCUCCAGAGGAGAGUCGGCUCUUCAUAGAGAAGGAGGGCGAGCCGCAGGUGGAGCCUGACGGGGGCGCACAGCUCCACCCGGAGUGGGAGGAGCAGGACGACCAGGACUUUCCGUGUGAGCGGGGGUGCAGCGUCAAGCUGCUGCUGGUUCUGUCGACGGUGGCCGCGGCGCUCCUCUUCCCUCUCCUGGUGUGGGGGGGCUUCGAACUCCUCCCCUUCGAGCCGCCGCUGCUGCGGAGCGCCCCCCUCAGGGUGGUGUACACACUGCGCUGCUCCUUCUUCGCCAUGAUCCCCAUCCUGCUCGGCGUGCUGGUGCAGGGCGUCGCCCGCCUGCGUCACAGUGAGAUGAAGCCGCUCUUCCAGAGCAAACUGCUGAACAGGGAGGUCGCCGUGCACUGGCACUUCGUCAACGAGUCACUGGCCCUCUUCCUCUUCUACUUCCUGCAACUGGCCGUCAUGGCGAGCUACAUCAGCCAGGAUCUGCUCAAACUGGUGCCGCUGCUCACCAUCAUGUUUGUUUUUGGCAGGUACGUACGUUUACCAAAUCUGAGGGGAAGGAGGGGGUUGAUGUUUUCUGGUGAACGUGAAACACUCAUGUGCUUCUUCUCCUUCUUUCCCAGACUCAUCUACUGGAUCUGCCUCUCUCUGGGCAGCAGCUUCCGGGGCCUCGGCUUCGGCUUCUCCUUCUUCCCCAUCCUGGUCAUGCUGGGCGUCAACCUCUACUACAUCUGCUCGUCAGUCGGGCCGGAGUCGGUGUUUGACGUGGAGCCGCCCACCACAGCUCCUCCUCCCAGUCUGCGCUGGUGGGGCUGAAAGACGACAUCCCAGAGGAGACGAGGACGAACGGCUGCAAACACUUUGACAGAACCAAAUAACCCUGCUUGUUCUUAGAGCAUCUUUCCAAAGUUAUAAUCCUUUAAGAUUGUGGUUGCUGAAAACACGGGGCAGAAACUCAACAGAGGAAGAACCAAUACUAGUAGUUUACAGAGCAGCUAAACAAACAUGCUUUAAUAAAGUCAGUGAAUAUUAACCAUUAAGGAUUAUAACUUUUAUUAUUUGAAUACAUUGUGGACAUAGAAUUACUCCAGGAUCUGAAUCAGGUUGGGAGUUAAAGUGAAGCUCAGGUUGUCCAGUAUGAAUAUGAAAAUGCAGAAACGCAAUAAUAUUCACGCCGACAAAAAUUAUUCCGUUUAUUUGACUUAAACAUCUAGAGAUUUGUGAAGGAGCCUCUUCCUCCUCCUCUUCUUCACAAUGUUAUUAUUUUGUACCAUUUAUCUUGUGUCACAAACCUUUACACUGUCAGUAACGUCUCCUCGUGUUGAGCCGCUGAUGAUCCAGUUCUGAGGCUGAAUCGUCUCAGUGGGAUAAACCCAGAGUUUGGAAGUGAUGCAGAAAGACAGCAAAAAUAAACACGUUUAAAAACUUAAAAUGAUCUGGAUAUGAAAAGUAAAUAUUUCAGGGAUUUGAUUUUUUUAUGAGGUUGAAUUAUUUGCAUUAAGUUGUUUUAUGAAUCCUGUUUUUUCUAUUUUGUUGUCGCAGAACUGGGACUCGCGACAUCUUUAUACUUUCUAUUUAUAACGAAACAUGUCUUUGUCUUAUUGAUCAGAUGCUUUAGUGACAUAAGUUGCUGAGUUGUUUUUUCGUUAGUCACGCUUCUUUCUGUUGAAGGAUUUUUCUCAUUGUAAGAAUAAAUGUGUAUUUAAAGUGAAUAUCAACUAUAAGUACCUUGAAUGAGUAAAAUAAAGCUUUGUUUCCAAAUCUGAAGAUCAAUAUUUGACGAUUCAGAUCCUAA
Pleuronectes platessa (European plaice) is the source of this 2668-nucleotide messenger RNA. Its product is annotated as transmembrane protein 79. The transcript has 4 exons. Gene Ontology annotation, cellular component: lysosomal membrane; trans-Golgi network membrane. Gene Ontology annotation, biological process: regulated exocytosis. The record is from RefSeq and is a predicted model, not a curated record. The coding region runs from base 247 to 1689 and encodes 480 amino acids. NCBI's taxonomy places the organism in Eukaryota, Metazoa, Chordata, Actinopteri, Pleuronectiformes, Pleuronectidae.